AUGACAAGGCGUCCUGGAGACGACUCGUCCUGGGAUGACAAGCCACGUCGUCCUGGGGACGCCAGUCGUCCUGGAGAUGACAAACCUGGACGUCCUGGAGAUGACAAGCCGCGUCGUCCUAGUGAUGAUAAGCCCAGGCGCCCUGGUGACAAAACCCCGGAAGAUGGCUCCCCGAGAAGACCGUCAAAGGGGAGACCUGAUCGUCCUGCGGACGAAUCUCCCGACAGGGACCGUCCUGAAAGCCCCGACCGCUACACUGUUCAGACAACGAAGACGACAGUUACUUCGCGGUAUACAUCUCAAUUCCCUGACGAGCCUGAUGAUGACGAACCGAGGCGCCCAGGAGACAAGAAACCGAGACGUCCCGGAGACGAUAAACCCGGUCGUCCUGGAGAUGACAAACCUGGACGUCCUGGUGACGACAAGCCCGGUCGUCCUGGAGACGACAAGCCGCGGCGUCCUGGGGAUGACAAGCCACGUCGUCCUGGGGAUGACAAGCCAGGUCGUCCUGGAGAUGACAAACCUGGACGUCCUGGAGAUGACAAGCCGCGUCGUCCUGGUGAUGAUAAGCCCAGGCGCCCUGGUGACAAAACCCCUGAGGAUGGCUCCCCGAGAAGACCGUCAAAGGGGAGACCUGAUCGUCCUGGGGACGAGUCUCCCGACAGGGACCGUCCUGAAAGCCCUGACCGCUACACUGUUCAGACAACGAAAACAACAGUUACCUCGCGGUAUACAUCUCAAUUCCCUGACGAGCCUGAAGAUGACGAACCGAGACGCCCAGGAGACAAGAAACCGAGGCGUCCCGGAGACGACAAACCCAGUCGUCCUGGAGAUGACAAACCUGGACGUCCUGGUGAUGACAAACCUGGCCGUCCUGGGGAUGACAAGCCACGUCGUCCCGGAGAUGAUAAGCCGCGGCUUCCUGGCGAUGACAGGCCUGGUCGCUCUGGCGAUGACAAGCCAGGUCGUCCCGGAGAUGACAAGCCGCGUCGUCCUGGUGAUGAUAAGCCAGGUCGUCCUGGAGAUGACAAACCUGGACGUCCUGGGGAUGACAAGCCGCGUCGUCCUGGUGAUGAUAAGCCCAGGCGCCCUGGUGACAAAACCCCUGAGGAUGGCUCCCCGAGAAGACCGUCAAAGGGGAGACCUGAUCGUCCUGGGGACGAGUCUCCCGACAGGGACCGUCCUGAAAGCCCUGACCGCUACACUGUUCAGACAACGAAAACAACAGUUACCUCGCGGUAUACAUCUCAAUUCCCUGACGAGCCUGAAGAUGACGAACCGAGACGCCCAGGAGACAAGAAACCGAGGCGUCCCGGAGACGACAAACCCAGUCGUCCUGGAGAUGACAAACCUGGACGUCCUGGUGAUGACAAACCUGGCCGUCCUGGGGAUGACAAGCCACGUCGUCCCGGAGAUGAUAAGCCGCGGUACCGGCUGUAA
This is a messenger RNA of Pollicipes pollicipes, 1440 nucleotides long. Its product is annotated as proteoglycan 4-like. The coding region runs from base 1 to 1440 and encodes 479 amino acids. The transcript is spliced from 2 exons. NCBI's taxonomy places the organism in Eukaryota, Metazoa, Arthropoda, Thecostraca, Pollicipedomorpha, Pollicipedidae. The record is from RefSeq and is a predicted model, not a curated record.